This is a messenger RNA of Cheilinus undulatus (humphead wrasse), 1620 nucleotides long. Its product is annotated as D-amino-acid oxidase-like. Bases 1 to 1215 code for a protein of 404 amino acids. Gene Ontology annotation, molecular function: FAD binding; D-amino-acid oxidase activity. NCBI's taxonomy places the organism in Eukaryota, Metazoa, Chordata, Actinopteri, Labriformes, Labridae. The transcript has 11 exons. The record is from RefSeq and is a predicted model, not a curated record.
AUGCACCGGCCGGCCGCUGCUGGGCCUGGUGAGCUGCUAGCUGCUCGGCUAACUGUUCAUACACUGAUGGAGAGAGGAGGGAGAGCAGACUGGUUAUCAUACAAGGCUCUGAGCUCAGGAAGUAAUAUUUCAGACCCUCUCAAGCCUGACAGCACUUCAUUUAUUGUUGAUCCAGACAUGCGGGUUGCAGUGAUUGGAGCUGGGGUUAUCGGCCUGUCGACAGCUCAGAGCAUCUAUGAGCAGUAUCACUCCAUCGUCAGUCCGCUCACCAUCGAGGUUUAUGCAGACUGUUUCACUCCUCUGACCACCAGCGAUGGAGCCGCCGGCUUCUGGCAGCCAUAUCUCUAUGAUAACGGCAAAGUGGAAGAAACGAGAUGGAAUAAAGAGACAUUUAACUACCUGCUGAGCUGCCUCAGUUCACCAGAAUCAGUAAAAAUGGGCAUAUUUCUUCAGUCUGGAUACAACAUCUUCAGUGAGCCUGUACCGGAUCCAUCAUUUAAAGACAUCGUCCUGGGAUUCAGACGACUGACAGAGCGAGAACUUCAGAUGUUUCCAGGAUACAACUUUGGUUGGUUCAAUACUGCUCUAAUGGUGGAAGGUAAAACAUACUUACCUUGGCUGAUGGAUUGGUUGAAAGAACGAGGGGUAAAAUUCUAUCAAAGGAAAAUAAAGUCCUUCCAGGAGCUGGCAGAGAGCGGAGCAGAUGUGAUCAUAAACUGCAGUGGGCUGAGAUCAGGAGAGCUGCAGCCUGACCCUGAGCUUAAACCGGGCCGCGGUCAGAUCGUCAAGGUAGAUGCUCCGUGGCUGAAACAUUGGGUUCUCACCCAUGAUAUGACAAAAGGAGUCUACAAUUCUCCGUACAUCAUUCCAGGGAGCCGUCUGGUGACUGUCGGUGGAUGUUUUCAGCUCGGUAACUGGAGUGAACAGAACAACUCCAUCGACCAUAGAAAGAUCUGGGAGGGUGCCUGCCAGCUUGAACCAAGUCUCAAGCAUGCCAGGAUAGUGGAGGACUGGACAGGCCUCAGGCCUGUUAGAAACAAAGUCCGGCUGGAGAGAGAGACCAUACAGAGUGGAGGAACCAGGAUAGAGGUGAUUCACAACUACGGCCACGGAGGCUUCGGACUCACCAUCCACAGAGGCUGUGCCAUGGAGGCGGCAAGGCUCUUUGGUGGGAUCGUGGAGCAGAAAGGAAAAGGUCCAAAAGCUCGUUUGUGAUUUUGUUUCAGAGACUAAUGAUCAGAACCCUCCUUUUUUCAAACAUCCAUCAGUGCCUUCUGGCUUUAACUCAAUAAACUUCUUUCUAUUUUUGCAACUUAAAAGGAAAAUAUUUUGCAAGCUUUUGCAGGUGUUAAGAAUUUUGGACAAAUACCACUUACUUCUUCUUGAAAGGGGGACACUGUUUUUAAAUAAAGAUUUUCCUCAUUAAUACACUAACUUGCUUUCAUGGUAAUCAUCAUUAACAAAGACCUAAACAGAAUAAAACUAGAAUGUCAAAAAAGUUUUAUUUUGUUGAAAUAAAAGUCUUAUUAACAGAUUUAAUCAUAGUCAGAAAAAUGAUCCCCAACUGAAGCAUUGUUUGAAAAUAAAAUAACUAAAAGCUAAUAAAAUUAUGGAAAAAUA